CUCGGAGUGUGCGUGCGCACCGUGAAAGCCUGCAGCCCCUGCGAGGUCACCAUGGUUCGGGUCCCCAUGGUUCGGGUCCCCAUGGUUCUGGUCCUCCGGAGGCUCAGCGGGUCUCCGGGCCGCCCCUCUGCCCGCUCCGCUCCUCCGGAGAGGCCCGCUGCCUGGGUCCGCGGCUCCUUCCUGGACUUCUUCCGGGACCAACACGGACACCGACUGGUCCCGUCCUCCCCGGUCCGGCCCAGAGGGGACCCCAGCCUGCUGUUUGUCAACGCCGGCAUGAACCAGUUUAAACCCGUCUUCCUGGGGACCGCCGACCCUCGCAGUGAGAUGGCGUCCUAUCAGAGAGUCGUCAACACUCAGAAGUGCGUCCGAGCUGGCGGUAAACACAACGACCUGGAUGACGUCGGACGGGACGUCUACCAUCACACCUUCUUUGAGAUGCUGGGGAACUGGUCUUUUGGAGACUACUUCAAGGAGGAGGCGUGCUUCAUGGCGUGGAGCCUUCUCACAAAGCAUUAUGGGAUACCUGCAGACAGACUGUACAUGUCCUACUUUGCUGGAGACGCUGCAUCCGGUUUACCAGCUGAUGAAGAGACGCGACACAUCUGGCUGGAGAUCGGGGUUCCUCCGGCUCGCCUCCUGCCGUUCGGCCUGAAGGAGAACUUCUGGGAGAUGGGGGACUCGGGCCCAUGUGGCCCCUGCACCGAGAUCCACUACGACCAUGUGGGAGGACGGGACGCCGGGGCGCUCGUCAACGCCGACAGUCCUGAAGUGGUGGAGAUCUGGAACCUGGUCUUUAUGCAGUACAACAGGGAGCUGGACCAGAGUCUGCGGCAGCUGCCCCGGUUCAGUGUGGAUACUGGAAUGGGAUUGGAGAGGCUGGUGAGCAUCCUGCAGGGUAAAAGGUCCAACUACGACACUGACCUGUUCACCCCGCUGCUCCAAGCCAUCCACCAGAGGUCGAGGGUGGGCCCGUACGAUGGGCAGACGGGCGCGGCGGACCAGAGGAAGGUGGAUACGGCCUACCGGGUCGUGGCCGACCACGUCCGCACUUUAUCGGUCUGCAUCGCUGACGGAGUUCAUCCCGGCAUGUCGGGAGCCGAGUUGGUGCUGAGGAGGGUUCUGCGGCGGGCGGUUCGGUUCUGUGUCGAGGUCCUUCGGGCUCCUCAGGGAGCGCUGGCCAGCCUGGUUCCUACUGUCGCCCACAUACUGGGGGAUGUGUACCCAGAGCUGCACAGGGAGGCCGACAGGAUCAUGGACGUCAUCAAUGAGAACGAGGAUCACUUCCUGUCGUCUCUGCAGCAGGGCAGCAGGCUGAUUCACCGAGCGCUCCACAGAAAGGACUACAAACAUGGAGUCUUCCCAGCCUCGGUGGCCUGGUCUCUGCAUAGGGACCUAGGUUUCCCUCUGGACCUGGUGGACCUGAUGUUGGAGGAGAAGGGAGUCCAGGUGGACCGUGAGGAGCUGGACCGACUGAUGGCAGAGAACCAGAAGGUGUCGUCUGGUCUUCAGUCAGGUGUUCAGUCUCAGGUGACGCUGGACGUCCUCAGCCUGGCAGACCUGCAGCGUCUCGGUGUCCCUCAUACUGACGACGGUCUCAAGUACCAGUACAGACUGGACAAGGACCGAUAUGUGUUCCCAGCAUGCCGUGCAACAGUCCUGGCUCUGCAUGACGGCCAGACUCUAAUGUCAGAGGUCACUGAGGGUCAGCGCUGUGGGGUCAUCCUGGAUCAAACCUGCUUCUACUCUGAGCAGGGGGGUCAGUCACAUGACAUGGGCUACUUCACCCGGGACGGACUGCAGGACAUCCUGUAUCCUGUGGAGGCCGUGGUCCUGGCAGGGGGGUACGUGGUCCAUCAGGUCACUGCCACGGACAACCUGAAGACCGGAGACCAGGUCCAGCUACACCUGGACCAGGUCCACAGACUGUCCUGCAUGGUGAACCACACAGCGACUCACAUCCUGAACUUUGCUCUGAGGAAAGUUCUGGGUCCUUCGGUUCAGCAGAGAGGAUCUCAUGUGUCGGCAGAUCGGCUUCGCUUCGAUUUCAGUGUCAAGAGAUCACUGGAUGUCUCUCAGCUGCAGCAGGUAGACAGGUGUGUUAAUGACAUCAUCUCAGCCAAUCAGAUGGUCCACAGCCAGGAGCUUCCUCUGCAGGAGGCCAAGAGCAUCAACGGACUGAGGACAGUGGACGAGGUGUAUCCGGACCCUGUUCGGGUGGUGUCCUUGGCGGCGGCGGUCUCUGAACUGUUGGAUGAUGAGACGGACAGAGAGACGUCUGUAGAGCUCUGCUGUGGGACUCACCUGCUGCAGACCGGAGCCAUCGAGGAUCUGCUGAUCGUCUCUGAGAGACAGACGGUGAAAGGAGUCAGUCGGAUCGUCGCCGUGACGGGACGGGCGGCACAACGGGCUCGGGAGCACGGUCAGGUGUUGUCUCAGGAUGUGGACUCUCUGUCAGCCAGACUGACAAGCUCCGCCCCCACCAGCCUCGACACCGCUCAGCGUCUCGCCAAAGAGGCUGGAGUCCUGUCUGAUGCUGUGGAUAACACCCCCAUCCCUCAGUGGCAAUGCAGAGACCUGCAGAGUCGACUCCGCGCUCUGCAGAGAACCAGUAACACCACCGUCAGGAAACUGGAGACUAGAGAGGCUGCCCUGAAAGCUCAGGCUCUGCUGGAAAAGAACGGCAGGAAGGACCUGCAGGUGGACUCUGUGGAGACGGACUCUCUGUCGAUUUUGAUGAAGACGGUGAAUCAGCUGAGCGCCGCCACUCCUCACAGUCACGUGAUGCUGCUCGCUCCCCAAAGGCAUUCUAGGAAGGUUCUAUGUGCCUGUCAGGUCCCUAAGGUAAUGAUGACAUCACAGGGGGCGGGGCUUCACUCGAAGCGUCUUAUUGGCUGUCCUCUCCCUCUUCAGGACUCGGCGUCCCUGUCGGCAUCUGAUUGGGCGGUUGCGGUGUGUCGUCACCUCGGGGGAGGUGCCGGUGGCACCGCACUGGUUGCCAAAGGAACAGGAAGCAGUGGUGACAUCACUGAGGCUCUGAGGUGGGCGGAGGACUUCGCUCACCAGAAAACACAACGAUGAUAAUCACAAAGAGGUGUAGGGCCUGAGUAGUGGGCGGGGCUUCACACAGUAUCUGAAACAAGGUACAGAUGACUGUAAGCCCCGCCUGUAAACUGGAGUUAGGCUCUUCUCUUUGGACGACAGUUUAUUAUUUAUUUAUUUUAUAAAUCUGAACUUUACUUUUUGUUUUACAAUAAAUCACUUCUCAGACUCAUUUA
Cyclopterus lumpus (lumpfish) is the source of this 3278-nucleotide messenger RNA. It is a transcript of the gene aars2, whose product is annotated as alanyl-tRNA synthetase 2, mitochondrial (putative). The transcript is spliced from 21 exons. Gene Ontology annotation, biological process: tRNA modification; alanyl-tRNA aminoacylation. Gene Ontology annotation, molecular function: amino acid binding; nucleic acid binding; ATP binding. The coding region runs from base 52 to 3081 and encodes 1009 amino acids. The record is from RefSeq and is a predicted model, not a curated record. Gene Ontology annotation, cellular component: mitochondrion; cytoplasm. Lineage: Eukaryota; Metazoa; Chordata; Actinopteri; Perciformes; Cyclopteridae.